Messenger RNA from Leptopilina heterotoma, 1313 nucleotides. RefSeq lists its product as uncharacterized. Lineage: Eukaryota; Metazoa; Arthropoda; Insecta; Hymenoptera; Figitidae. The record is from RefSeq and is a predicted model, not a curated record. Gene Ontology annotation, molecular function: sequence-specific DNA binding. The transcript has 3 exons. Bases 139 to 810 code for a protein of 223 amino acids.
UGUUUGUUUAUUUACAUGUUUACUGAAGUUUACAAUGCACAAAUUACACAAGAGAGAAAGAAAUAUUAUUUCAUAUUAAUUUAUUUAUUUUCUUCAUUCUUAAAAAAAUAAAGUUUUUGUUUAACACAGAAGUUAAUAAUGACAAAAUGUUAUAUUUGCAAUCGAAAAGCCAGUAAAUUAAGUAAUUUAUCAUUUCACAGGUUUCCAAAUGAUGAAGAAUCAAAACAAAAAUGGCUUGAUAUAAUAGGAAAAUCAGAAUCGAUAUCAAAGCGUUCCACGGUUUGUUCACUUCAUUUCACCGAAGAUUGCUUUCGAUACGGAUUAGUUUAUGGUAUGCGACGAUUGAAAGAAGGCAGCAAUCCUUCUCUAUAUCUCAAUGAAACGCCUGAGGAAACUGGAAUUCUCAAUAAACUUCACACAUCUUCUGUUAGUCAAACUUUAGACGAAGUCGUUAAUAAAUUUCGAAUCGAUGAAUUUGAUAACGAGAAUUCAGAUGAUGAAAACUUUGAUGUCGUUCAAUCACCAAAAUUAAAGUCACAAACAAAAAAGAAUCAUAAAAGGAAUGAAUUUAAUGCUCCAAAAACGAAAAUAAGUGUGAAUCUCACAUGGGAGAAAAUUAUAUCGAGACCUGAUGGAGGAAAAAAAUAUUGGGAACACACUCAACGAGAAUUAAUUGCCAAGAAAAAAAGAAUAAAAACUUUAGAGUUAACACUUCGACGUAUGAAAGAGAAAUUAUUAAAUGUACAAACAUCGAUAAAAGAAUUGAAAGAAAAUCCUUACGUUGCUGUUUAUGUUCAAAAUGAUAAAUAACAUAUUUUUAUAAAACAGUAAAAAGAAAUUUUUACGUUUACAAAUUAAAAAAUAAAGUGAUUGUAUAGUUAAUUGUAAAGCUUUUUUCAUAAAGAAAAAAAUGAUAGAAAUUAAAAUGUAAUUAACGAAAAUUGGUAUGUAAAAAAAUUAUUUACUGUAAAUAAAUUUAUACACUGUUUAUUUUUUCGUAAAUACAUAAAAAAAUAGAGGUGGACUUUUUGUUUACGUAUUCGUGUAUCUAUAGCUUGCAAAUUAUCCCUAACACAUGCUUCUUAAAGGGAAUGAUGAGAGUAAAAUUAUAAUAAUAAUACACAUGUCUUGUGUUUCGGCACAUUGAACAUUUUGUGGCAAACACUUUUUUUUUGUAAACAAUGCACAACGACGAGGAACUAUUGAAAUCUCCUCUGACGAUUUAUAACAAUAAUAAAAACUAUAAUCGUUCCAGACGACGUUACGUUCUAAUAAGAGAAUGUACACAGAAUGUAUUGUUUACACUGUGGCUC